This is a messenger RNA of Mustela erminea (ermine), 1549 nucleotides long. It is a transcript of the gene HMGCL, whose product is annotated as 3-hydroxy-3-methylglutaryl-CoA lyase. The transcript has 9 exons. The coding region runs from base 48 to 1025 and encodes 325 amino acids. Gene Ontology annotation, molecular function: hydroxymethylglutaryl-CoA lyase activity. The record is from RefSeq and is a predicted model, not a curated record. Gene Ontology annotation, biological process: L-leucine catabolic process; ketone body biosynthetic process. Lineage: Eukaryota; Metazoa; Chordata; Mammalia; Carnivora; Mustelidae.
CGGUCACGUGGGACUCAGCUGGGGGCGGCGGGGGAAGCUGGGCCAAGAUGGCGACCAUGAGGAACGCGCUGCCGCGGAGACUGGUGGGCUUAGCGUCUCUCCGGGCUGUCAGCACCUCUUCUCUGGGUACUUUCCCAAAGCGAGUGAAAAUUGUGGAAGUUGGUGCCCGAGAUGGACUACAGAAUGAAAAGAAUAUCGUAUCUACUUCUACAAAAAUCAAGCUGAUAGACAUGCUUUCUGAAGCAGGACUCCCCGUUAUAGAAGCCACCAGCUUUGUGUCCCCCAAGUGGGUGCCCCAGAUGGCUGACAAUGCUGAAGUUUUGAAGGGCAUCCAGAAAUUUCCUGGCAUCAACUACCCAGUCCUGACCCCAAAUAUCAAAGGCUUCCAGGCAGCGAUUGCCGCUGGAGCCAAGGAGGUGACGGUCUUUGUUGCUGCCUCAGAGCUGUUCACCAAGAAGAACACCAAUUGCUCCAUUGAGGAGAGUUUACAGCGAUCUGACGAGAUCCUGAGGGCAGCUCGGGCCGCCGGUAUCCCCGUGCGUGGGUAUGUCUCCUGUGUGCUUGGAUGCCCCUAUGAAGGGAAGAUCUCCCCGGCCAAAGUAGCUGAGGUCACCAAGAAGAUGUACUCGAUGGGCUGCUACGAGAUCUCCCUGGGGGACACCAUCGGUGUGGGCACUCCUGGGAUCAUGAAGGACAUGCUAUCUGCGGUCAUGCACGAGGUGCCUGUGGCUGCCCUAGCUGUCCACUGCCAUGACACCUAUGGCCAGGCCCUGGCCAACACCUUGGUGGCCCUGCAGAUGGGAGUGAGUGUCGUGGACUCUUCUGUGGCAGGACUCGGAGGCUGUCCCUAUGCACAGGGGGCAUCCGGAAACUUGGCCACUGAGGACCUCGUCUACAUGCUGUCUGGCUUAGGCAUUCACACGGGUGUGAACCUCCAGAAGCUCCUGGAAGCUGGGACCUUUAUCUGCCAAGCCCUGAACAGAAAAACCAGCUCCAAAGUGGCUCAGGCUACCUGUAAGCUGUAAGCCCCUUUGGGGGACUCUUUGGGAAUAGGGGCACUCGUGAAUGAUUCAGGAAAGGGCAUGUGGAAAUGGGAAUGAAAUCGACCGGAGCGGGCACCUCCCUAGCAGGUCCCCACAUAGGUCUCCUGCAAAAGGGAGGCAAGGGACAGGAGCUGCUUGGCCUCUGGCCCUCCUUGCCAAACUCUGGUCUGAGUGAGAAGCCUGGAGGGCUGUGGGUCUCCCUGCCCCAUGAGCCCGGCCCAGGAGUUGAAUGCCCAGUUCCCUGGUGCUCGGGCCCCAUCUCUGGGUGAGGUCCGUCAGCAAGCUACACAGCCUGACCCUGCUGUGGCUCUGGGGCCAUCGCUGACUUCGGAGGACAGAGGGGCCUGGAGGAGUUUUUCCCCAAGCUGACAGAGGACAUUUGCAGAAGGGGUGAAGGCUGAGCUGCUCUGGUGACCACCUGCCAACGCCAGCGUCUUUGGAAAAGGCCCGCUCUGAACAUGAUUUCAGAGCACAGCUUGUGUAAUUAAAGGUCUAAUGGCAUAAAA